Molecule: messenger RNA, 644 nt
Organism: Myzus persicae (green peach aphid)
Lineage: Eukaryota; Metazoa; Arthropoda; Insecta; Hemiptera; Aphididae
Exons: 2
Coding region: 1-537 (178 amino acids)
Source: RefSeq, a predicted model, not a curated record
AUGUUUGGAAAGUUUGGUAAAAAGUAUUUAAAAAACCAUGAAAGGAUUUUAGGCAAUAGUAGUAGAAGGCGUCAAUUGUUCCCUAAAAAAAAUAAAAAUAAAAAACCAGUAUCAAAUGGUCCUGACGCAGACUAUGGUAUGGCAGAACCUCUUUCUGUAGAUUUUACCCCAGAAGAAAUUGAGGAUAAAAAAAAUAAAUUUCUUGCCAAACUUAAAAAUACAAAUUUUGUACAAAUUGAAAUUGAUACAAGAGAGCAGGCUGAUAAUCAAUUAUGGUAUCAAGAACGUAAAAUUCGUUUGACAGCUUCGUCAUUUGGCCAAAUAUGUAAGAUGAGACCCAAUACAAGUUGCAAAAAUUCUGUUUAUAACAUUCUAUACGCAACUAAUGUGCAAGCAAAAUCUCUUCAGUAUGGAAAGUACAUGGAGAUUGCUGCACGUAAAAAGGCUGAGGAAACCAUGAAUUUUACUGUACAACCUUGUGGAUUAUUUAUAGAUACAGAGUUUCCCUAUUUGGCAGCAAGUCCAGGUAUUGUAUAAGAUACCUAAUGAGUUAUAUGUUAUCAAUAUUUUAUUCAUUUUACAUAAUAAUAUGUAUUAUAUUAUAAUGUAUUUAGAUGGUUUGAUUGGGGAAGAUAGUGUCAUAG